AGAGGGUGACCUCACCAUACCGGAGACGUCAGACCACAGCAGGAAGUUGAUGGUUCGAACUCGCAGCAAGAGGAAGUUUCUUUUCAAGGUUCCUGAGGAGGAGCGACUUCAGCAGAGGAGGGAGAUGCUCAGAGACCCUGAGCUCAGGUCGAGGAUGAUUUCUAACCCCACAAACUUUAACCACGUUGCUCACAUGGGACCAGGAGAUGGGAUGCAAGUUCUCAUGGACCUUCCUCUGAGUGUGAUGCCUUCCUCUCAGGACGACUCAGUGAAAGAUAAGCCCCGCCCCCUGUCCAGUAUCUCCCGGCAACACAGAAGCAAGACGCACAUCACCCGCACCGCAUCAGAUUUUGGGGGUGGAGCUCGCGGUGUCUCUGAACUCGACCAGGACCUGGACCGAGAGGUAAGCUGAUGACAUCAUCUAAACUG
Paralichthys olivaceus (Japanese flounder) is the source of this 429-nucleotide messenger RNA. NCBI's taxonomy places the organism in Eukaryota, Metazoa, Chordata, Actinopteri, Pleuronectiformes, Paralichthyidae. The record is from RefSeq and is a predicted model, not a curated record.